This is a messenger RNA of Aspergillus heteromorphus CBS 117.55, 189 nucleotides long. RefSeq lists its product as uncharacterized. Lineage: Eukaryota; Fungi; Ascomycota; Eurotiomycetes; Eurotiales; Aspergillaceae. The coding region runs from base 1 to 189 and encodes 62 amino acids. The record is from RefSeq and is a predicted model, not a curated record. The transcript is spliced from 2 exons.
AUGACGCAAACUCUCACCGAUACCGAGACAUCGCCCAUUUAUUUGGUCUCUGCAGCCAGAGUCAGGGUCAUCAACCCCAACUACUACAAGAUAGACUGGGACCUGGACAGCGAGAUCGCGGUGGCUAAGUUUGUCCGCAAGUCGUUCCAGUCCGCGCCGUUGAAGCACAUCAUCGCGGAGGAUAUCUAG